Molecule: messenger RNA, 536 nt
Organism: Drosophila navojoa
Lineage: Eukaryota; Metazoa; Arthropoda; Insecta; Diptera; Drosophilidae
Product: dynein light chain roadblock-type 1
Source: RefSeq, a predicted model, not a curated record
CAUAGCAGCAAACGCUUUCAAAUUUCAAAGCUACGGCAUUAUUUUAUGUAGAAUUUUUUAAGAAUAGUCUCAAACUAGCUUAAGCAAAAUGCAAGGUUCCGACGCUCAGCCGAAGCGCACGCAGAGCUAUGUGAAUGAAGCCUAUCGUUUACUUCUUGAAAAACCCGGCGUGGAGGAGGUGCUCAUCAUGAAUCAUUCGGGUGUGCCAGUCAAAACUUCAAUGUCGCGACAGGAUGCACUGCAGCAUGCCUGCCUCUAUGAUAACUUCCGUGAAAAGACCCAAGCAUUCCUGCAAAAGCUGGAACCGCCACAGACCCUAUCUAUGCUACGUGUGCGCACCAAAUUGCAUGAGGUCCUCAUAACACCCGAUGCCAAGAUUACAAUAUUAGUUGUUCAAAAUGCAAAGGAUGCAUAUAUGAAGUCCUUAGAUCCUUAGACUAUCGAAUGUUUUCUAGUGGUAUAUCAAACCCACACUGUUCACCUUCGUCUUCAUGUUCAUAAUCAACCAAUAAAUUGAGUGGCCUCUGCAGGCUAUA